Rosa chinensis is the source of this 1538-nucleotide messenger RNA. RefSeq names its product disease resistance protein RPV1-like. Gene Ontology annotation, biological process: defense response. The transcript is spliced from 2 exons. NCBI's taxonomy places the organism in Eukaryota, Viridiplantae, Streptophyta, Magnoliopsida, Rosales, Rosaceae. Gene Ontology annotation, molecular function: ADP binding. The record is from RefSeq and is a predicted model, not a curated record. Bases 432 to 1538 code for a protein of 368 amino acids.
CGAAACUUUCUCCUCACUUCCUCAGCACCUUUGUUUUAUUAGUGACUUGAGAUUUGAGAAUCACUGCAACUUGCCUCUCUCUUCUUCAAAGUCUAGAAACUCUCAGUCUCUCUUGUUAUCUCAGAGCUUUCAAUGGCGAUCAUUGAAGAAGCCACUCCUUCUCCUUCUUCCAGCCGUCCAUUGGAGAAGAUAUAUCAACAGCGCUUCUCCAAGCAAUCAAAGAGUUGAAGAUUUGAAUCAUCGUGUUCUCUGAAGACUAUGCAUCCUCCAAGUAGUGCUUGGAUGAACUUGUCAAGAUCCUCGACUGCAAGAAAUCAUAUGAACAAAUGGUUUGGCCAGUUUUCUACAAAGUCGAUCCAUCAUAUAUACGAAAUUAUAGAGCUAGCUUUGGGAAGGCACUUGCUAAUCAUGAAUGCAAAUUCUAAGAUAACAUGGAGAAGGUCCAGAUAUGGAAGGCAGCUCUUAAAGAAGCGGCAAAUUUGUCAGGGUGGCCUCUCUUGGAUGAGAAUUGCUCUGAAUCCAGUUUUAUUCAUGAAAUUGUUGAAGAGAUUUCAGAGCAAGUUAUAAACAGUACAUAUUUGGACGGGGCCAAGUACCCAGUAGGAAUAAAACCUUGGGUGCAAGAGAUCCAUAAGGUUUUAGGUGUUGAGGGAAGAGAUAUGGGGGCUAGUGGAAUAGGUAAGACAACAAUUGCCAGAGCUUUCUAUAAGUCAAAUUUGAUGGGAGUUAUUUUUUGGAAAAUGUUGGAGAAAAUUCAGUGGGUGCUAGCUAGAGGCUUUGUCAAACUACAAAAGAAACUUCUUCGUGAGAUUCUAAAGACAACAUUGAAGGUGGCCAAUGUAGCUAGAGGAAUCACUAUGAUCAAGGAAAUGUUGCAAUACAAAAGUGUUCUCUUAGUGCUUGAUGAUGUGAAUGAUAUUGAUCAGUUAAACAACUUAGCUGGUAAAUGUAGUUGGUUUGAUAUGGGAAGUAGAAUCAUCAUAACAACAAGGGAUAAGCAAUUGCUGACCAAUCAUAGUAUUAAUUUAAUAUACGAGGUCCAAGAAUUGGAUCAUCAUGAAGCUCUCGAGCUUUUUAGUCGGAUUGUAUUUAAAAACGGACCUUUGGAUGGUUUUGCGGUACUCACAGAAUGUGCAAUAUGCUAUGCUGAUCAAGGUCUUCCAUUAGCUUUGACUGUUUUAGGGUCUUCUCUAAGCCCAAAAAUUAGAGAAGCUCUCCAAAUAAGUUACGAUGGAUUGGAUGACAUUGUGAAGGAAAUUUUUCUUGACAUUGCAUGUUUCUUCAAAGGCGAAUCUACAAACCAUGUGAUACAAGCACUAGAAGCUUAUCGUGGCAAACCUGCUAAGUAUGGUAUCAAUGUGCUCAUAGAUAAGGCACUCAUCAAUACAUCCAGGGGUUGCAUUUGGAUGCAUGACUUGCUAGAAGAAAUGGGUAGAGAUAUAGUCCAUCAACAGUCGCUGGAUAACCCUGGAAAACGUAGCAGGUUGUGGUUUCAUGAAGAUGUUUACCAUGUUCUAACAGAGUUAAAGAUGUCUUGA